UAGUUGUACCAAUUUGAUCAUAGCUAGUUCUAAAUCCCGCUGUUUCCUUCGUACAUAUCCCUGCACUUUUAAGACCAUAAGCAAGAUGCUCUCCGGAAGACGUCUUCAAUAUGCACUGUGUCUUCAUCGGUUGCCAGGACUUGAGGCAUUCCAUGCGAAUCUGAUUCGGAAUGUCGCGGGUGGUCCAAAAAGAAUCGUGGUAGUGCAAGGGCCUCGCGAGUAUCAGUUCAGAACACUCUCAACACGCAAGAGCACUGGUCGCACUACCACCAAGAGUAGCAGUAGUAACGGUGAAGCGGCGUCAGCCAGCGCCAGCAGCGGUCGUAACCGACCUCCAAGGAGCACAAAGGCGGCUGUCCCUCAGGAUACUCCAGAUUCAUCAAGUACAACUGCCACAUCAGCUUCAGUCAAACCUAGAAAGACGGCGACCAAGUCCUCGAAAACAACAACAUCAUUCAUAGGUGACGAUGUUACUACUGCCGCUACGGCUGCUGGGAUUGUACACCGGGCUGAGAUACCCGACUACAAGCACUCAACGAUCCCACCGUCUCAAGAACUUGACGCCCUGCAAGUCCUGAUCGAAGAACUUUCGCUAACGAAUUCUUCACUUGAAAAACGCGAGAUCUUGGCUCAACAUGCAGACCAGGCUCCAUUGCUCGGUUGGAUCUAUGAUCCCCUACGACAGUUUCAUGUCACGUCGGCUCGGAUCAUCAAGUAUGCGGUUGCGCGCACUCAACGACAGGAUGAAGCGGCCUCGUCUCUGACUCCAGGUGGCAUCGGAGAAGCAGUUGAUUUCGAGAAGGAGGACGGACUGGUGACGAGGAUGAACCAUCCGGACAUGUCGACGAGGCAGCGAUCUGAGGCUAAGGCACGAGCGACGGCGUUAGGACAAGGGUACACGACCUUAUCGCAGCUUCUAAACGCGCUCUCGACAAGAGCCAUUUCGGGACAUACAGCGCUCGAUGCGAUCUUGAUCUUCAUGGAGAGGUUCUGUGGAAAUGAGACCAUCACCACUACCACUGGGAAGAGCAGGAGUCAAGGGAACGGACUGAGUUAUGGAGUCAGGAUGGAGCAGCUUUUAACAAUGCCCCGAUCAAAAGUCUUGAUGAAGAUUCUGGACAAAAAUCUGAAGGCUGGAUGCAGCGUUGGCAUGCUCCGGGAGGUGUUCCCGACACUGAUUCCCGGCUUCUAUGUGGCGCUGGGGCAUAGCCUUCCAACCGUGGAGGCCGCACAGCCGUUGUUUGCGAAGGACGAGGCGGCGGCAGAUUCGGAGGCUGAGAGCGGUAAGGCAAAAUCGAAGGCGAAGAAGAAAAAGAAGGUGACAACGGAUUCAAAUGUGGAGACAGAUCAAGUGGCAGAAUGGUAUGCGUCUCGAAAGCUGGAUGGAGUACGGUGUUUGGUCCGUGUGGAUCGCCUCACAGGUGGGAUCGAGACAAUAUCGAGGAACGGGAAGGGGUUUGAAGGCCUAACCUUAAUACAGGACGCGCUACAUGACGUCGUCAGAACGAGAUAUUCUGCUGAUCAAGGGGGACAAGAGGGCUGGGAUGGGUUCUUUGCACGAGCACUAGGAUUGGAUGGUCAUUCAGGAGCGGAGUUGCCGGAUCAGCUCAUAAUGGAUGGAGAGGUGUGCAUGUUCUUGACGGAGCCCUUGCAUGAGAGUCCAGCGGCGGCGGUCGAGGAUGCACAGGCCGCAGUGGACGUAAAGGCCGUUGUUGUAGGUGGAACGGAUGACGGGUUCGGGCGGGAGAAUUUCUUGAAGGCGAUUAGUUUUGUCCGACGAGGGAUGACUGACGAGGAUGACAAUGCAUAUUUCGAGAGCAGCACCAAUAAAGACGCAGAGGAAUCCUUGGAUCUUCAGGGACGAGGCGACAGAGGAGAUAGCACGUCUGGAUCAUCGUUGGGGGGGACUGAGAUGCCUGUGUACUGUAUCUUUGAUUGCCUGACGGACAAGGAGUUCAGGGAACGUAUAGGGACGAGGCCAUUCUCGCAGCGGAUCCGAGGUAUCGCCGAUGCACUUUCUAAAGUUAGCCAACAGAAAGGAGGCAGUGUUGUAGGUUUGAUGAGAGUGUUACAGCAGACGAAGAUCGAGAGCUUUGAGCAGCUGCAACGGAUGGUCAAUAAGGGAAUGAAGCGUGGAUGGGAGGGUGUGAUGCUGCGGAAGGAUAUUGGAUAUGAGGGCAAACGAAGCCGCAAUCUGUUAAAAAUCAAACAAUUCCAGGACGCAGAGUUCGUGGUCGAGGAAGCCAUGCUUGGGUCGAUGCGCUUACCUCUACAAGGCCAAUUUGAGGAGCGUGACAAUGUCCUCACCAACGUCGUGAUCCACCAUCGUGGAAACCGUGUCCGAGUCGGAUCGGGCUUCUCAGCUGAAGAUCGCAUCCGCUUCGGAAAGGAUCCCAGCCUGAUCGUUGGCAAAACCAUCACGGUCCAGUACUUUGAGGAGAGCCAGCCGAUGGGUACAGCGGUAGCCGCGGCAGCGGAGGGAGAUGGCGUGAUAGUCCAGACCGACGAUGCGGGUGCAGUCUGGAGUCUCCGGUUCCCAACUGUCAAGGCCAUCUACGACAAGGGUCCACGCCAGAUCUAGGGCGAGCACUUUGUAAAGUUUAUGCAUGAGUAGCACGGAGUGAAUAAAUGAUUGUUUUCAAAAGAG
Molecule: messenger RNA, 2647 nt
Organism: Gamsiella multidivaricata
Lineage: Eukaryota; Fungi; Mortierellomycota; Mortierellomycetes; Mortierellales; Mortierellaceae
Exons: 2
Coding region: 86-2581 (831 amino acids)
Biological process (GO): DNA recombination; DNA repair
Molecular function (GO): DNA ligase (ATP) activity; ATP binding
Source: RefSeq, a predicted model, not a curated record